UUCAACAGUUCUCUGUAGUAGGCGCCGUGGGCCGUGGCCACUUACUGUGCUUCGACAUGUCGUGGCUGAUACAAUCUCUCGGCCACAUCACUCGAUAGAGAUAUCUUAUCCCAUUGACAUUUUUACCAAUAGGUGACCAAGUGAUUUUUUUCUGCGCACGCAGAUGCUUCAGUGUUUCUCUGCGCCAGGCCUUCUCGAACUCAAACGCUCUCAAAUGUAUGCCAUCGAGAGUGGCCCUCCUGGUACUGGAAAGACAGUAACUUCCACUUCUAUCGUCUAUCAUCUCGCCAACAUGAAUCUCGGUCGAGAGUUCGUCUGCGCGCCGUCGAACAUGGCUGUCGACCUUGCGUUGUUAUCCCCGACAGUUACAUAUUCACCUAAGUCUGUUGUGAAGCUUUUGGAUAUGACUGAUGUCUUGCAGGCUCUUAAGGAAACUUUGCGGGAGGCAUUAAUCAGGAAGCCGUGUGUAUACAUAGAAGAGCUAACGUCUUCGCUCACCUAUCCCUCCGCCUGGUGCCAACACAAUGGUCAAUGCCGACAGUGCUCACACACCAGUGGAACUAAUUACGGUGCCUGCACUUGGUCCGGAAUGGUAAUUAUCUGAGAUGACAGCCCUGACUAAGUCGGGUCGACAAGACAUCAAGAGUGAGAAGCGGC
Molecule: messenger RNA, 657 nt
Organism: Suillus clintonianus
Lineage: Eukaryota; Fungi; Basidiomycota; Agaricomycetes; Boletales; Suillaceae
Exons: 3
Coding region: 215-604 (129 amino acids)
Molecular function (GO): helicase activity
Source: RefSeq, a predicted model, not a curated record